This is a messenger RNA of Tripterygium wilfordii, 1511 nucleotides long. Its product is annotated as stemmadenine O-acetyltransferase-like. The record is from RefSeq and is a predicted model, not a curated record. The transcript has a single exon. NCBI's taxonomy places the organism in Eukaryota, Viridiplantae, Streptophyta, Magnoliopsida, Celastrales, Celastraceae. The coding region runs from base 35 to 1402 and encodes 455 amino acids.
CAGCAGGCAAUUCAUAGCUCUACAGUUGAAAAUAAUGACAAUGGAGGUUGAGAUAGUAUCCAGAGAGUGCAUCAAACCCUCUUCUCCAACAUUAUCAACUCAUCAUCUCAAAACCCAUAAAAGCUCUCUCCUUGAUCAAUUCGUCCCCUCCGCAUACUUUCCCUUAAUUCUCUUUUACCAGCCAAACCAACCCUCCUCCUCCUCCUCCAUCUCUGAAACAUCACAAGUGUUGAAACAAUCUCUCUCUCAGAUACUAACUCUUUACUAUCCUCUAGCCGGAAAGGCCGAGGACCAUCUUUCCAUUGAUUGCAAUGAUGAAGGCGCUUGUUAUAUCAAUGCCAGAAUCGAUUGCAACUUAUGUGACUAUCUCAAACACCCCACUACCUCAGCAUUCCCCAAAUUUUUGCCAGACGAGAUCAUGUACAGAGAAGUUGUUCCUGGGGAUCAUGUUUUGAUGAUUCAAGAAACUUUGUUUUCUUGUGGUGGCAUUGCAAUUGGCGUGGUUGCUUCACACAAGAUUUUUGAUGCAACUGCUCUGUGUACAUUCAUGAGAACUUGGGCUAUUAUUGCUCGAGAUUCAAUUGAAGGAGCUCCGACUCCAGAUUUCAGUGCCCCAUCAAUUUUCCCCCAAAACCAUCCAUUCCCACAAGAUCUAACCACUCCAGGUUUGUCAAGUCUCUUGAUUGGAGAUGGCAUGUCUGUUAUGAAAAGGUUUGUGUUUGAUGGAUCAGUCUUGAGCAAUCUCAAAGCCAAAGCAGCAAGCUCAAUGGUGCCCAACCCGACUCGAACAGAGGUUGCGUCUGCAUUCCUUUUGAAACGCAUAAUGUCUGCAUUCAAGCUAAAAUCAGGAACCCAGAAACCAGCUUUGGUGACAAAUACAGUGAAUUUGCGACGAAGGGCUGUCCCACAAUUCCCAGAAACUUUUGUGGGGAAUUUUGUGAUUUUAGUGGCCAAGAUGAUAUCAAAAUCAGAGGGUGAGGAAAUAGAGUUGUGUGAUUUCGUCCAUCAGAUGAGGGAAGCUGUUUUGGCAAUCAACGGUGACCUUGUGAAGAGCUUUGAAGGUGAUGAAGGAUUGGGAAAUUUUUGUGGGGCCUUGAAAGAGUUUCGUGAAUUAGUUUUGAAGUCUGUAUCGGAGGGAAUGGAACAAGUUGCGAUUAAUAGCUGGUGCAACCUUGGGCUUUAUGAAGUCGAUUAUGGAUGGGGAAAGCCUUUAUGGAUUCCAUUUGCGGGUGCGGUUGCGGGUGCAGCCCAACUGCCGCCUGUGAAUAUGAUCCUUUUGAUGGACGCAAGAGAUAACAAAGGAGUGGAAGCAUGGGUGGCACUGAAUGAACAAGUGAUGCACUUGUUAGAAAAUGAUGAGGAACUACUUUCUUUAGCCUCGGUUAAUCCGAGUCCUCUAUAAAGUGUUUUUCAUGAUACAUGUAACGGUAAAAAAUAAUCAGGGCGGACCCAAGAUUAGAAUGGGGGGCGAACAAGUAGUGGUAAUCUACAAGUCCAUAAUAAAAUUGCAU